AUGGUUCGCCGAGGGAGGUGGCAUUGCUCCCACAGAGAUGCCAGUGGUGGUUUUGUGGAAGUGCUUGUCGCGCGUUGUCGCCAGUCACUUUCGACGUCAACCGACACAGGGGACUCUGGUGAGGCAUCCACCACAGAUUCGUUGUUUCACUCAUUUCUCCUUGAUGUUGAGGCGGAUGAAGCGUGUACAAGUCUUUUGGAGGAUGAUGUGGUCAACAACGUGGAUGGAGAAGACGGGAGCGAUGGUGAGGCUGCUCGCAUGAGGUCCUGCUGUAGGAUAGAAAAAGAGGGCUUUCACACAACGUCGACUUCUGCUCGUGUGGUAGAGGAAGCAUCUCGCUUCGUUGCGUAUCACUGCCAUCACGUACUCACAGAUUUUAGAUUCAAUCGCAAGACAUGGUUCAAUCAGCACAAGAGGCAGCAGCGACAAGAACAUCCUGAGCGUGGAAACCCUCCGCCGGGAACGACAUUGCCGGGGUUGUCGCAUUCAUACAGCGCGGCGGAGCUAGGUAUGUUAAUGGAUUACGCCUUUCAAGCGUCGGUCCUACUGCAUCUGACAGGGCUUUAUGAGGUAGGCGAGAAGUAUUUGGAACCGCUACUAGAUGUCUGUUUAUCGGUUAGCAUUUUCCUCUCGCAGGCCCAUAACUUCAGUAGGCAUAAUAUAGCGCAAAAGCGCAACCGAGAGAGCCGUGGUACUGGGUACGAUGUGCUGUUAGACCCCUCUCUAAAUCCACAUUGGGAUUCAUUGCGUUGGGCGGUAGUUCAUUAUUGUGAGGCGGUGAGGUUGUGGGAGCUGCUAGAUCACACGGCACCUCUCUUUAGUGUUGAUCGUACUCGGGAGCCAUUUGGCCGCCUUCUCCAAGCCCAUGCCGGCUUGAUUACACAGACGCUCGGUCCACAAGGCUUUCUACGUGAGGAUUGGAACCACUUUAUGCUGCUGAGAGCAGGAAGCGAAAACCAAAAGCGCUCCAUGGCAAUUGCGCAGUGGUUUGGUGAAUUUGGGUAUCGGCAUGGAUCUGCCCCUAAUGAGGAAGGUGGCCCUGGUGUGUCAUCGUCAUCUCCAUUUUGCUUGUUUUCUCAGCAACGUCGGCUACAGCUACUGCCGAAGUUGUGGCUUACCAUGCUGGGGGCUCACAUUCAACGAGGUGAGACGGCACCACAGCUACUAAACAAUCAUCCUAGUGAUAAUUGUGCGAAAUUGUUAGACUCUCUUGAUGGGGUGAGGAGCUAUCCAGACAAACGGGAGAUCAGAGACCCCGCCAAAGCGGUGACUUGGUGCGCUGCGCGGCAUUCCCUCUUACAUUUGCUUCCUCUUUUUUCCAGGGAGGCCAAGGCGGAUGCUUCUCUGUGGGCGCUUCUUCAGUUAUUUUAUGUUGGAUCAGACCGUUGCCGCAGCGGACGUGUGGAGCUCGCGGCGCUUUUGUCUUCCCUGGAGCGACAUGGCAUGAUGAGGGAUUUUGUGCCUUCGUCCUCGACUUACACCGUUUUAAACAACUCUUCCGGCACGAACCGUGUACGAUUCUUGCUUCAGCGGUGGUUGAGGAGCCGGUCAUGUUGUUCACCUGCUCCAUCGCCGCAGGUGGAUUUGGGGCUUUCGGAGCCCCUUAUCACAACUUUGACAGGGAUGUACGUCGCCUUCACCAAGCUUCCGCUCUGUGUGCUGCUGCUAACACCGGAGGAAGGCCAAAACAUCCAUGGGAGCAAGCCAAGUCCGAAGCCCACCGUAGUUACUAACUCGACCGCCUCAGGGUUCGAUGGCUUGCACUUUCUGAACGUUCUUCUAUAUCGCAUUCUCAUUCAAUGGAGGUCAAGCGGUUCUAACUCCACAGUGCGGGGCGCGGGCCUCUCAAUGCUCAGCCAAAGGUUUCAAAGAUUUUUUAGAGACCGCAGCGUUGUUGCCAAUGACAGUGGCAACAGAGCUGUGGCGCUGUCGAAACACAUUCAAAUUCGUUCAGAGUGCUGUGCGGAACUCGUGUUCAUGCUAAGGGCUGCGCGUUGUCUGCACAGGCUUCACCAAUGUAUCAUACGAAUGCAGCACCAGAAAACGAAUUGGAGUUGGAAGCAGGCCGGAGGGUCCAGCGAUGAAGGGGCGAAGGGAGGUGCUUUUGGUAUGGCUGGAGCGUUGCUGCUUGUCAUUGAGGCGGCUACACGCGGGUUUGCUAUGCAGCUUGGUGAGGUCGUGUUCCCUCUAUAUCUCGCAGCAUUACAAGAAUCGGUCGAAUCAACGCUUAGCGCUAUGGAGAGGGAUCUCUUGGAAGCACUACACACCAUACUCACGAAUAUUUUAGUAAGGAGCUCUGCCAAGGAUGCACAGGAGGCGGACGCCAGCGCCAUAUUCCGAGGGAGGGAGGGUGACAUCCCAAGUACCUACUACGAGGGUAUCGAGGCCCUUUUUUCACGAUAUACAUCCUAA
Molecule: messenger RNA, 2412 nt
Organism: Phytomonas sp. EM1
Lineage: Eukaryota; Euglenozoa; Kinetoplastea; Trypanosomatida; Trypanosomatidae
Source: the annotation of a GenBank genome assembly